GUGUUGAGGUAUUUCAAUAUUAUCUCAUAAGAAAGACAUGAAAAACUUGUUUAACAGUGAGCAAGAAAGGCAAAUGACGAUGUCCUCUCUCCUGGUCAUCAUAUUUACUGCAGUUUUAUUUGCAACAAGUGUUCACUCCCUGCAAUGUUACACUUGUUCGACAUAUACUACUCGGGAUCAAUGUAUAACAAAUGUUACGUGCACUGCAGAUGACAUUUACUGUUCUACAGUAGCAACAACAGUUGGUAACAAAACUCAUAUUAUAAAAAGUUGCGCUCCUAUUUGUGUAGAAGUAAAAGUCGAUGAAAGUACUGUCUACACCACCAAAAUAUUUAAAAUAACCUGCUGUAGGAAGGAUUUUUGCAAUUCAGCAAUGAGUGUCAAUAUUAACUGCAAGUUGGUUGCAGCUGCAGCAUGUGCCAUUUUCAGUGUUUUAGAAUUUAUAUUUUGAUUCAGCCAAACGUGUACAUUAUUUUCUUCUGUAAAUUUGAAACCAAAUAAUCCAGUUUAGCAUUGUUUCUUAUAUCUCCAAAAUUAUUUGAGUCAUACUAACAAAAAUACAAAACUAUAUUUCAAACAAAAGUAUUUGUAGAAGUGAAUUAAUUAGCAACACAUUACAUGCAAUAUUAAACAUAUAACCAAAGCAACCCAGGAGCCCUUAAAAGGCUUCCAUGGAAAGAACUUACAUUUUGAUCAUAAGAACUGUUUUAUCAGCCUUUGUCAUCAUUUCUUCCCUUAUCCUUUUUCCUGCCUUCCAUUUUUCACCAACACAUCUUUUUGUUACUUCAUUUCCUGAAAAAAAGUUCCUGAGUUAUGCUUGUUUAUGUUUCCUGCUUUGUUUUUUUUACCCAAGUGCUUACCACUCAUCUGUCUAGAAUUUUACAGAAUGUCCAUAUUUUUGCCUCAUGGCAUUCUUUGGAUGGUUAUAAAAUUUGUAGUUUUCUGACAAAUUGUUUAAGAUUGAAAUCAAUAAAUAAUGACAAACAAAUAUUUGAGUCUUGGAUUUCAAAUCUUUCAGAAAGUGCAUGUUAUUGUAGCAUUUUUCUAAGUUUAUCUCAUUCUUUUUAGCUUUGUCCAGAACAUUUGCCACAAGAGGUUGAGAGGUAUUCCCAGUCCCCAAGUGUUAACCCUCCUCUAGUACUUAAGAUACAGUAGCCUUAAGUCUUGUAGUAUGCUUUUUUUAAUACUCCUUUGUGUGUGAGUGUUAAUGCUUAAUCUUUCUGCCUCCUUGUGCUUUGAUGUACUCAGGUUGGUAUUUUCUAAUUCACAUAUCACAUUUAGUUUUUUUUUUCCUUGGAUUCCACUAAGUUAUGAAAACUGACAAAAAAAUCAGUAUUCGCAUUACUCAAAAAUAAAUAAGAAAGUAAGCAACAUACUACAUCAACAAAAAUAAAUGAAUAAUAAAAUAAGACUGACAAAAAAGGCUACUAAUCAACCAGAAAAAAUAAAAGUGGAGCGAUGAUAAUUACAAGAAUUUCUAAUGGCAGCUGAUUGCUGUGUGGAGAGACUUGGUGCGUGAUAUCAUGUAACAAUGAGAUAUGAAUGUAUAAUUCUGCAACAUAUCUGUUCUUACUUUCUCUAAACUAUACAUUAUAACAGCCAUGUGUUAUUCAUUUAAGGUUGGGAGUUGGCAUUAUUCCAUACAGACACAAGGGGCAGGGUUUGAUUUUUACCUUUGGGGUUAGUGACUAGGCUUAAAAUGGACCAGAAGGGCAAGUCAUAGUCUCUUAGUUAUGUGAAACACCUGUUUAUUUCACUUUAAGUUCCCUUGAAAGUCAAGACGUACUUCAGGGAUCUGCCUUUUGUAGCACCCUCAGACAACUAAGUCAGCAAGUGUCAAUAUCAAAAUGUGUCAAAUACAGAGUUUGGCUUACUGCAAAAUAUGUUGUGCUAUACAUUUGAUAUGCAUUACUAUUAAAUUUAAUUGCAGAUCUUAUACCAAAUUUUUAAAAAGAAAAAAGAUACUAAUGCAAAAUGUCAGCUUCCAGGAGCAGUGUAUCAAGUUACUAAAAAUGAUUUACAUUGUAUGAUAGGCUUUGGGUCAGUGGUGGUAGGAGGUGGGGUAGAAGACAAUGAAGAGCGGCCUUGUUCAAGCUGACUUUCCUGACAUCCAUGUCUCAAACACAUAAUACGCUGGUUAUGAUCAAGAGUUGAUCAUAAUCUUGUAUGCUAUGUUUGUAAUUGUAUUUUGUUCAUUUUAGUCUUUUAUGUGGUUCUGAAUCUUUAAUAAGCAUAUGGAUUAGAGAUAAGUAACCAUACUGAUUAACAAGACAGGUCUUAGCUUCUUUUGCAGUAAUAACACUUUAACUAAACAGUGUUAAUAGCUAACGCAAAUAACUGUAUCAUAGAAAUGGAUGAGCGAAACUGAUGGAAAUCUUAUUUAACAUUAUUGGUCUAAGCUAGUCUAUGCACCUUUAUAAAUCUAGGAAUAACAUAUGUUGCAUAAAUCUUCCUUGACUUUACUGGUAUCCAAAUUCUUGCAGCAUCCUACAAGUGGAAUUAGAGAGAUGAAAGAGAAGAAUGUCACCUUAGUGUUGCUGUAUAUAAAGUCUGUUGGCCUGACUCACAGAUAUACAUCUAUCUAUUUAUCUAUCUAUUUAUCUAUCUAUCUAUCUAUCUAUCUAUCUAUCUAUCUAAAUAUGUAUCUAUCCAAAUACACACAUACACA
This is a messenger RNA of Protopterus annectens (West African lungfish), 2668 nucleotides long. Its product is annotated as prostate stem cell antigen-like. Bases 38 to 451 code for a protein of 137 amino acids. NCBI's taxonomy places the organism in Eukaryota, Metazoa, Chordata, Ceratodontiformes, Protopteridae. The record is from RefSeq and is a predicted model, not a curated record. The transcript has 4 exons.